AUUAAAUUAACCUCACUUUAUACAAAUGUGCUCAUGUGAAUCUGGAAUAAAUAAAUUAAUAAAAUAUGCCUGUAUAUCACGAUGAAAUAGAAAUUGAAGAUUUCGAAUUCGACGAAGAAGACAAUACUUACUAUUACCCAUGUCCUUGUGGAGAUAGUUUUCAAGUUACUAAGGAAGAAUUACAAUCAGGUGUGGAAAUCGCCACUUGCCCCAGCUGUUCCUUGGUUAUCAAAAUAAUCUACGACAUUGACAACUUCAAAAAAGAAUUAGAAGAAGAAAUUGAACCUUCUAGAAAUACUUCAAAGACCAUUGAAUCAAAUUAGCACCGAAUGAAAAUAUUUAUUUUUUUACUUAUAUAAUAUAUUUUUAUAAAUUUUGAAGAAUUAUGGCAGGCCGAGGUAGAGGUAGAGGUAGGGGUGGCCCUGGUAGCAGCA
Messenger RNA from Ctenocephalides felis (cat flea), 434 nucleotides. Its product is annotated as DPH3 homolog. The transcript is spliced from 3 exons. The coding region runs from base 66 to 323 and encodes 85 amino acids. Gene Ontology annotation, molecular function: metal ion binding. The record is from RefSeq and is a predicted model, not a curated record. Gene Ontology annotation, biological process: protein histidyl modification to diphthamide. NCBI's taxonomy places the organism in Eukaryota, Metazoa, Arthropoda, Insecta, Siphonaptera, Pulicidae.